GCCUAGGAUGGGCUGAUGCUGCUGCCGGGCUCCGCGCCGUCUCGCCGCCGGGAGCCGCCGUCGUCGAGGAUGGGGUGGGCGGGCGCGCUGCUCCUCUUGGCGGCGCUGUGGUGCGCCGGGGGAGCGCGCAGUUGCCCGCUGCAGCUGCGCGCCUGCAAGUGCGUGGACGAGAGGCCGAAGGGGCUGGCCAUCCCCGGCGCCGCCAGGAAGAGGGUCAGCUGCAGCGGCCAGGACUUGGGCGAGCCGCCGGCGCCCCGUUUCCUACCCAACGGCACGGUCACCUUGCUUUUGAGCAACAACAAGAUAGCAGCCUUGAAGAAUGGCUCUUUCUUUGGACUGCGUGCUCUGGAGAAGCUAGACCUAAAAAACAACUUGAUCAGCACUAUCCAGCCUGGAGCUUUUCUUGGCCUCUCAAACCUGAAGCGCUUAGAUCUCUCCAACAACCGCAUUGGCUGUCUCAGCACCAGCAUCUUCCAGGGAUUGGCCAACCUCAUCCGCUUGAACGUGUCAGGCAAUAUUUUCUCCAGCCUCCAGCUUGGGAUCUUUGACCAGCUGCUGUCUCUGAAAGUCAUUGACUUUGCCACAGAAUACCUGACAUGCGACUGCAACAUGCGCUGGGUCCUGAGCUGGUCCAAGAACCACUCCGUCCAGAUAUCGGACAAGACGCUGUGCAUCUACCCCAGUGCCUUGCAUGGGAAGCCAGUGCGGAACAUCCGGGAGAGCCAGAUGCGCUGCGAAGGUGCCCCGGAGCUGCACACUCAUCAGCUGAUCCCUUCCCUGCGGCAAGUUGUCUUCCAAGGAGACCGCCUCCCUUUCCAGUGUACAGCCACCUACCUGGACAACAGCACACACAUCUUGUGGCAUCACAACCGUGCCUUGGUCCAAGGGGAUGAACGCAGUGGCAUCAUCCUGGAGGAGAGCCUGGUCCAUGACUGCACCUUUAUCACCAGCGAGCUCAUCCUGUCCAACAUCCACGUCUCAGCCAGCGGUGAAUGGGAGUGCACCCUCUCCACUGCACAGGGCAACGUUAGCAAGAAGGUGGAGAUCGUUGUGCUGGAGACAUCGGCGUCAUACUGCCCAGCUGAGCGGGUCACCAACAACCGUGGAGACUUCAGAUGGCCCCGCACCUUGGCUGGCAUCACGGCCUACCAGUCCUGUCUGCAGUACCCCUUCACCUCUGGGAACGGGGGGCCCGGCCUGGAGAAGCAAGCAUGGCGACGUUGUGACCGCACAGGCCACUGGGAAGAAGGGGACUAUUCCCACUGCCUGUACACCAACGACAUCACCCGGGUUCUCUACACCUUUGUGCUGAUGCCUAUCAAUGCCUCCAACGCUCUGACCCUGGCCCACCAACUGCGUGUCUACACAGCAGAAGCUGCCAACUUCUCAGACAUGAUGGACGUCAUCUACGUGUCUCAGAUGAUUGAAAAGUUCACUGGUUAUGUGGACCAGAUUAAGCAGCUCACAGACGUCAUUGUGGAGAUGGCCAGCAACAUGAUGCUGGUGGAUGACCACGUCCUGUGGAUGGCUCAGAUUGAGGACAAGGCCUGCACCAGCAUCGUCCGCUCACUGGAGAGGAUUGCCAGCUAUACGCUCAGCACCAACUCCCAGCACGUUGCCGUGAACUCCAGGAAUAUUGCCUUUGAGGCUUACCUGAUCAAGCCAGAAAGCUACACCGGCCUGAGCUGCACGGCGUUCCAGAAGCGUGAGGCGAUGCUUGGUGGGCGGCCCCCACGUCAAGAGCGAUACAGUGAACCCCUGGCAGACCAGCAGCUGAAGUUCCGCUGCACCACAGGACGGCCCAACAUCUCUCUGGCCAGCUUCCAUGUCAAGAACAGCAUUGCUCUGGCCUCCAUUCAGCUCCCUCCUGGCCUCUUCUCUUUGCCGGCAUCCCCACAUCCCCCUCCUGCCAAAUGCAAGCUCCAGUUUCUGGUGUUCCGCAAUGGCAAGCUUUUCUGCAGCACCGGCAACUCUUCUCACCUUGCUGAUGACGGCAAGCGACGCAGUGUGGCCACACCAGUGAUCUAUUCAGGCACACAUGGCUGUGGAGUGAACAACCUCACGGAGCCUGUCCUGCUCUCACUGCGGCAUUUGGGUGAGGGGACUGACCGCAUGGCUGCAUACUGGGAUUUUGAUGUUCUGGGUGGCUAUGGCAGCUGGAGAGCAGAAGGUUGUCAGCUGAUCGGCCUGGAGCUCAACGUCACCACCAUCAGCUGCCGGCACCUCAGCAACGUCGCUGUCUUGAUGGAGCUGAGCAAUUUCCCACGCGAGUCUCAGAGCCCGGCUGAGGUGCUGCAUCCUGUCAUUUACACUUGCACUGCCCUCCUCCUCCUCUGCCUGUUUGCCACCAUCAUCACCUAUAUCAUCAACCACAGCACCAUCCACAUCUCACGGAAAUGCUGGCACAUGCUGCUCAACCUCUGCUUCCACAUUGCCAUGACGUCUGCUGUGUUUGCAGGCGGCAUCACUCUGACUGACUACCCGGUCAUCUGUCAAGCAGUUGGCAUCAUUCUGCACUACUCUUCCUUGUCAACUCUCCUGUGGAUGGCUGUGAUGGCUCGAGUGAUCUACAAGGAAGCCACAUGGAAGGCCCCGCAGCAGGAGGAAGGGGAAACAGCUCUGCCAGCCCCCCGCCCAAUGCUGCGGUUCUACCUGAUUGCUGGCGGGAUCCCCCUCAUCAUCUGUGGGAUUACAGCAGCUGUCAACAUCCACAAUUACGGGGACCAUGACUCCUACUGCUGGCUGGCUUGUAGGCCAAGCAUUGGGGCAUUCUACGUCCCUGUUUCUUUCAUCUUGCUCAUCACCUGGAUUUACUUCCUGUGUGCUGGCAUCAGUAUGCAGUGCCAAGCGAAGAACCCGAAAGAGAUGCCCAGACCUCUGGAGACGCCACCGCGCCUGGGCGGCAGCAGUAACCUCUUGACCGAUUCGGGCUCCAUCUCAGUCACACUGAACUCCAGCCCGCAUAGUGCUGAUCGCGAUGGCAUCUACUCCUUAGGGGUGCAGUUCUGGGCACUGAUGAUCACCCAUUUCCUGUACAUCACCCUGUGGGCCUUUGGAGCCACGGCCGUGUCCCAGCGCUGGUUUCUCCUGAAGGUGAUCUUCAGCUGCCUCUAUGGAGUCACCGCCAUCGUGUUGGGGCUUUUUAUCUUUGUUCACCACUGUGCCCGGCGCAGGGACGUGCAGAGCUCCUGGUUUGCCUGCUGCCCAUAUUACAGGAAUGCUUUGCCCAUGCAAGCCUACGUGCACCCGGGGGUGGGGGUGGAGGACGGCUCCCAGGUCUUCAUUGGCUGCAGCCCAGAAGCAGCUCAUUCUGCUAAGUCCUCGUCCUCCCCCAGCAGCACAAAUUCAGCCCCAGGUUCCUGCAAGCUCAACAACUUGCAGGUGGCUCUUGGGCAGGCGGAGAGCAACCCUCUGCCGACCCCCUGCUACGAGGAUCCGGAGAUGCCCGCCAGCAAGAGCAACCCUGCUCCCAGGUAUGCCAACAACCUCCACGGGCGCAGCAGGCACCACAAAAGUAGGACUAAGCAGUAUCGGGAAGGGAAGCACCAGCGGCUGAAAGCGCUGCGGGGGCCUUCCUCGGAUCACCCCGCCAGCGAGAGUGGGAGCUUCCACAACAGCCUCUCAGAGAGCUACCAAAGCAGCCGGAACAGCCCGCUGAACAACCGGCACCAGGGCCCGGUUCCCAACCUGGACUCGGCCCUCACGCAGUCAGACUUGAGCGAUGGGGGUGGCAGCAGCCACAAGGCAGUGGACCUUGCCAGAGCCCAGCGGCGGAGCACCAGCAGAGAAAACCUCAAGCACCAGGCCGGCGCCGUGGACAAAGAGACUAAGAGGAGAUCAUUCCCACUCAACGUGGCCAACCAGAACGGGAGUCUGAAGGGCAGCAAGUAUGAUAUCAACCUCGCCAGUGCCGACAGCACGGCGGGCAUGAGAACGGGUCUCUGGAAGAGUGAGACGACAGUGUAGGAGAGGUUGGCAAACAGGUUGGAAGCUGCGAGCCAUAAGUUAUCUUGGAGCCUGCGAAAGCAAGCCUCAGAGGUAAUUGUUGUGCACUAAAGGGGACUUGGGCGGCAUCAGCAAUAGCUCACGUGCUCCUUGGUCGUCUGCUAGGACCCCAGGAAGGUUCACCUGGUACUACAGCAAGAAGGGUAGUGUGUGUGUGUCGCGUCUUAAGAAGCAGGGCACACUCCCCCACACCUGACUUUCUAGACACCAGGUAAUGUUGGUCAAGGAGUCUCCCCCUCUCCCUAGACAGAGCAGAAGACUUCUCCUUCCCUAAGGUGCCAGGGUAGUCGCGUGAAAGACAAUCAUUGUUCUAGAGGAUCCUGGAGAAUUGUAGUCUAUUUAAUCCUUCCUGCAUGUUGUCACUUAGGCCCUAGAUGCUUUUGUAUAUCAUCUGAAGGGAAGGAGGGGUUUAUAAGCUGAAAUCUUGAGCAUUGUAUGUACAUAUGUAUAGGCAAAUUGCUACCCAGUGGAAGUGUCUUCGCUUUACGUUAAGCAAUCAUAUCAAGGAGAUCUCCCCUUCCCUUUAGCACUUAGCUCAGGGUCCAUUCAUACAACUCCUUUCCAGCUCAGCUUUGAUACACUGAUGAGAUUGCUUCAACAUCACUCCAAAGCAGGAGACAGACGAUCUUUUGUUUUGAGAGAACUGAAGGUGUACAGUGGAGGAAUCUUGCCUGCAGAGUGUAAGCUCUUGUCUGAUUCUUCUCUGGCUCCAACAGGUCUUGAACCUGUGGACACCAGUGAUAAUGCAAUGAGCGUACAGCAGCUAGCAGGCUGUAGGAGUCUCCCUAAAAACCUUUGGUUACCUCCAGCCUCAGUCAAAAGGUUCCCCUCCUCCCCACCAAAAAACUAGCAAUGAGGACAUUAGCCCCAAUUGUUGUUUAGAGUAGCAUUUUGGAAAGUUGGGAGACUGGAAAGAAAACCAGAAAAACAUUUCUUGACUUUUGCAAGGAAAAGCCCCUGUUGGCUUUAAAACUCGUCUUUUAAGGAUUACUUUGCAUUAGACACUUUUCAACACCUCCAUCUCCUUGGGGUUGUUUCUUUUUAAAGGCGCAGCUCUUGGUGUUGUGCCAAAUUGUUCAAAAAAAAAAUCACAUGCACAAAGCUGUGUUUGAACACAAAACAUCAAAAAUGAGCUGGAAUUGACCAGGACAGGGUGUCCUGAGAUUGUCUCAAAGGCAGCUCCCCACAAUGGUGGGGCUCCUGCACUACUGUCCCUGCAAGGCAGAGGCCUGGUCCUUGCCUAAACAGCAAUAAGCAGUGGCCCUCUUUUCACAUUAUGUCUUGCAAGCGGACAAUAAUCAUGGCACACAUAAAAUUUAGGGCUUGGUUCAUACAUGCAGAAGAAUGAGGGGGUAGUAGCCUGAAAAACGAGAGUGGAUUGCCCCACCUGAGAUUUCAGGUGACAGAUCUUAGAGAAUCACAUUUUGGAAUACUCCUCUUGAGGGGGGGGGGUGGAGUUCGUGCAAACAGAAAAGCACUAUAGGAAGCCAAGAGAGGCCACAAAAUUUUUCUUCCAGUUGUGCUAGCUUGCAUGGAGGUUGCUUUGGCUUUAUGCGAAGGAACAAUCGAAGCUAGGAUCCCUAGCACCUGCAGUCGGCAGCAGAGCAAUCUGUUCUGGCACCUGCUCAUCCAGAAUAUAAGAAUCUUGCUUUAGUUAUGAGGGUGUUCCGUUUCCCAGUUCGCCUCCCCAAGCUUGUACAGUUUCUUCCAAAGAUUUCAGAGCGUAAGGAACGCUCGAGCAGAGGCCAUGGCGCAGCAUCUGCUUUGCACGUUUCCCAGAUUCCAUUCUCGGCCUCUCUAGUUAAAAGGAUCACGUAGCGGGUAAUGUGAAAGCUCUGUGCCCGAGACUCCGGAGAGUCUGAGCAAAGUCCUGAAUAUGAAAGACCAGCGGGCUGACUUAGUGGAAAGCAGCUUCCUGUGUUGGAUUGUCAUCUGGGCAAUUUUGCCCCUAGUAUGUGAUUGAAAUAAGGAGUGCCUAGCCUCCCCAGGCCCCAUCCAUGCUGGACGGUUGCACAAGCUUUUGAACAGAGAUGUAAAGUGACAAGGGGCUCUUACAGUGAGGUGACACAACAAAGGAUAUAUAUUUGAUUUUCCAAAGAAAACACUACAGGUUUGUUGUCUCUGGUUUUUACUAAGUCCCAUUGUAGGGUUGCCAGGUUCCCCCUGGCCACCGGUGGGGUGGUGGUGUCAGAUCCAGGGUGGGAAACUCCUAGAUAUUUGCAGGUGGAGCCUGUGGCGGGGGGGGGGGGGGGGCGGACUUCAGUGGGGUACAGCGCCUCAGAUUCUUCCCUCCAAAGCAGCCAUUUUCUCCAAGGGAACUGGUAUCUGUAGUCUGGAGAUGAGCUAGAAUUCUGGGGGAUCCUCAGGUCCCACCUGGAGGCUGGCAUCCCUAGUUUACUGAGUUAGCAAAAGUAAAAGCCAUAGUUUAAUCCAAUCAAAGAAACUUAACAGCUACAAGUCACUUGGUUGUGACAAGCUGCACUUACCUCUCCUUUGUGGCAAAUACUAUGCAAAGAUUGUCUGGGAAAAGGAGGUUGUCUGUAUGACAUUUUGUGGAGAUUGUCCUAAUCUAUACCUUGUGUAUUCCACCAUCGCUCCCAAGAACUGUGAGAAACCAAGGAAGGGAGAGGGGAAAAUAUCUGUCCUUAACCUGCACCUUACUGUCCGGAAAACAUACCAUUCUUCUUCCCUUCCCUCUCCCCCUCAUUACUGAUUAACAACUAGACUUCCAUGUUUCCAGAGGAAAAGGGAUCAAGAGAAAGUAUGGUAGUAGUUUAAAGCAACCCACCAGCAAACACAAAAGUGUUAGAAACAAUCAAAAGCAAAGAUUUGGUCUGUGAGUUGUUCUGACUUUGAAAUGCCUGGUUUGAAAAGUUUGUGGAAACUUUUGGUUUGAUAUAGCUGGUGGAAAACCUAGUUUUUGGAUUGUCCCCCCCACCACACACACACACUUCCCCCCCCUGCUCUGAACAUUUCUUGUCACAGUCCUUAUAUUUUGUUGUAUUGUGAAAAGUGAAUUUUGUAAAAAUCUUUUCAAUAAUAUAUUUUUAAAGAAACAAUCAAAGGUUGUUGUCUGAGCAAGCAAUUCGCAAAAAAUAGCAUACCCACUUUUUUCUGUUUUGUACUGGAAAACAAGGCAAUGCAGCAUAAAGACAGACCAGGCCUAUUGCGUUGAAACAUUUAGCAAGAGAAUUCUCAUGAGGCUUCUUCACACCCCUAGACCAUAACAACACCCAGAUAAGCACCGUGUGGGAUGAUUGUGGCGUUUGGAAGCUUAGACGGGCAAGGACAGAGGUUCCGGAAAUCGCUGUGUAUUCUCGAUAGCUUGCACAACUGAUCACCGUUAGGUGCCUUUUAAAGGGCAGCACAUUUUAUGGAGUCCUCCAGUGGCGCUAGAGUAAUCUUAAAAGAUCUACAGCCUCCUGACCAGGGCCAGCCAUUUGGGGCUUUCCCACGUAAUUAGCUGCACAUGUCGUUAUGCAACUUUGAGCAUAACACUAUUACUGUGGGGUGACUGCUAUAAUGUUUACAAAGCCCACCUUUCUGGCAGAGGAAUCUAGAGUAGUCUAUUAGCAGUUACAGUUUUAUUUGGCAUGCUGUAUCUCCCGCUGUAGGGAAGCACUGUGAUGUCCUUAUGCUUUAGGUCUGAAUGGAUGUCCCUUUUAAUUAGGUAACAGCAGAUUUUAAGAAGACAGAUAUUCAUAGGAAUGAAGAGCCUGCUGGAUCAGAUUUGUGGUCCAUUUAGGCCAGCAUCCUGUUGCUGCAUAGUGGCUAACCCGAUGCUGCCCGGCAGCUGCCCCCUAUUGUUGCCCCUCUGAGUGUAUCGAGAUGCAGUAUAAGCUGAUUCAGAGAGACUGGAAAGAGAAACUUCGGUGGAGAAAUGGCAGCAACAGAAAAAGAGAACUUCCCUGAACAAUCUGGCCACCACUUAGCAGUGCUUGCAUUACAAACAGCAGCAAACACAUGGAUCCCACAAUAAAAAUUAAUCCAUUGAGCUAGGGCAGGAUUGGGGGUGGGGGGAGUAGAGAGCAGCAGACAUCUUCCUAGGAAACAUGCAUUGCCAGUUCAAGUCUCCACCCCCAGAAACAUCUCAUGGAGGAGGGGAAUGACACCAGAUAGACUGAUGUAUCACAAAUGUACAUUUGUUUUAGACAAAGAAAAUUAAGAGAGACUGUGAAGUUGUUUCCAGUGUCUUAUGUGCUGAUCAAUAGCAGUACGAUUGUCAUUUUAAAAAAUCAACCAUUCAGUGUUUAUUAAGAUAAGUCCUCCCCUCUGGACAUAGAAAAACCUUAGAGACAGGCUGCCAUUUUCAGUCUCCAUGCCUGCUCAAAUCCUACCUCCGAGGAACUGCAAGGGCCACUUGGCUUGUAGCACCACAUAAUGUGGGACAGGCCAAACAGACAGCCCAUUCAGCCAUAAGUCAGCCCAAGGAUCCACACUGGCUCCAAGAGCAGGCAUGGACAGCUGUGGCCUUUAAGGGGUUAAAGGGCACUUAAUCUCUUUCUGCCUUCCCCAUCUUCCAAAAACUGGUUCCUUCCUUUGCACCUGACAAAUACUUCCUACAGACUCACUUGAAGUCAUCCUUUUUUAACCCUUUCCGCCACUUUUAUGAAAAAAAUCCUUCAUGGGUUUAUAAGUUUUAUAUUUAAUGAAGCCUAUAUCAUAUGUCCAUUAUGCAAACUGCAUGAUAUUGGCGAUGCGGAAUUUGUUAUAUAUGCUUGCUACACUGAAACAGUAUUAAUCAGGAAAGCUUUGUAUUAUUACCUUUAUUUUUCUGUUUACAUUAUGAGCAUAUGACAUAUCAAACAGAGCUUUAGGAGACAGCUGUGCCAAAGAAACCAUUUAAAGGGUUUUUUGUUUGUUGUUGUGUUUGUUUGCAUUUUAUAUAAAUGAACUGUUUCUAGCAGAUGUUUUUGGUUUAAUAUAUUAAAAGAUUUGCAACAUCCAAUA
Molecule: messenger RNA, 8955 nt
Organism: Heteronotia binoei (common prickly gecko)
Lineage: Eukaryota; Metazoa; Chordata; Lepidosauria; Squamata; Gekkonidae
Gene: ADGRA2
Product: adhesion G protein-coupled receptor A2
Exons: 19
Coding region: 16-3966 (1316 amino acids)
Biological process (GO): sprouting angiogenesis; central nervous system development; cell surface receptor signaling pathway
Cellular component (GO): plasma membrane; Wnt signalosome
Molecular function (GO): protein binding; G protein-coupled receptor activity
Source: RefSeq, a predicted model, not a curated record